AUGUCUGACUUUUACGUCCGAUACUACACCGGACACCAGGGCAGACACGGUCAUGAGUUUCUCGAGUUCGAAUACUCCCGAGGUCGAUUGCGCUAUGCCAACAACUCCAACUAUCGCAAUGACAGUCUAAUCCGCAAAGAGAUGUGGAUCAGCCCGCUCAUGGUAGACGAGUUACGGCGAAUCGUAGAAGAGUCCGAGAUCAUGAGGGAAGACGAUGCCAAUUGGCCCAAGAGGAAUUCUACAGGUCGACAGGAGCUCGAAGUGAGGUUGGGUAAGGAACACAUAUCGUUUGAGACGGCCAAGAUUGGCUCAUUGGUAGAAGUGCAAGACAGCGAAGAUCCAGAAGGUCUUCGUGUCAUGUAUUACCUCGUACAGGAUCUAAAGUGUCUUAUUUUCAGUUUGAUCUCUCUGCACUUCAAGAUCAAGCCAAUUGCUUAA
Messenger RNA from Mycosarcoma maydis (corn smut), 438 nucleotides. Its product is annotated as putative mago nashi protein, exon junction complex. The record is from RefSeq and is a predicted model, not a curated record. Gene Ontology annotation, biological process: RNA splicing. Lineage: Eukaryota; Fungi; Basidiomycota; Ustilaginomycetes; Ustilaginales. Bases 1 to 438 code for a protein of 145 amino acids. The transcript has 4 exons. Gene Ontology annotation, cellular component: nucleus; exon-exon junction complex.